ACAGUCCUUGUUGCCCCUUUAAUAGGCCACUAACCUUAAUCAAAAUGAUAAAUGUUGCAAUUUACUAACAGACCAAAUAGUCAUCUACUCUGACUUGGAAGAGUGAAGAGCUGAACUUUUCAACUGUAAUAGGUGACCACAUACUCACUUUCUAGUUUGAUUUUCAAUCACACUAUUAUAAAUAGACCUUUAUCAAAUCAAACCAAAAAAAAGAUGUAACCUUGCCUUGUCUGAAAGGUAUAAUAGACUAAAAUAUUAAACUAUAUUUUGCAUGGGCCUUAAAUGAGACCACAUAUUUUCUCAAAAGUUAUUAAAGUGGCAAGUUUACAUAAAUCUUCAGAAAUUUAUCUCAAGAAAUAUAUAGAAAAUUAAAAAUUUGAGGGGGAAAUCCGAAAAUGUCAAACAUGGAUGCUGAGGCCCUUAAAAAACUAGCCAUAGUGAAUAGUAAUGAGUUUAACAGAGGUUGGAAUGAGUCAAAUAAAAACUGGGAGAAAUUUGUUGAAGAUUUCUACAACACUGAUGCAGUACUUUAUCCACCAGGCAGUCCACCGAUCACUGGAUUAAAACAUAUCAGCACAUUUCUAGAAGUGUUCCCAAAUAAUCUUAAGCUACACCACAGUCUUAGGACGGUCAAGAGUACAGGAGAAGACUCAUACUUUGCAAUAUUCAGUGUUCCAGCAACAAUAGAUGAAAAGCAAGUUGACAUAUUCACGUCUUGUGAAGAAUGGAUCAAGGAGAAUGGAGUCUGGAAAAUAUCCAAUGAUUUCUUUAACAGUGAUUAUGAGAGAGUGGAUUAUUAAAAACUUCUGUAUAUGAAAAUUAAACUAACAAUAGCUCUAAGCGGCUAAAACUAAACUUCAUACAAUGCUACAAUACUGAUAAAUGAUAUUGUUUGUUGUACAUGUACAGUAUAUGGAAUAUAUAACCUUGGCCUUUAAAAUCAAGAACAUUCUUUAAUUAUCUUCU
Owenia fusiformis is the source of this 966-nucleotide messenger RNA. The record is from the annotation of a GenBank genome assembly. Lineage: Eukaryota; Metazoa; Annelida; Polychaeta; Sabellida; Oweniidae.